AGCCCCGAGAAAUGGGCAGAAGUAAGUCGUCUCUUCCGAAAUUUCUAGUGAGUCGACCACAAAGCGUCAGACCCCUUAACCAUGAGCGACUACAGUGACACCACUCAGCCAUUGCUGCAAGGCAUCAAUGACCAAGCUCGAGUCACCGAGCUGUCCUCAGAAGCUGUGGAAGAGUUGUUGGCAGAGGAGCAGCCAGUAUCUGUUGGGUGGUGGCUGAGACUGGUGGGUUGGGAGUCCAAGCUGCUAUGGUAUCUGUCUGGUGCUUCCAUUGUUGUCUCAAUCUUCAAUUUCAUGCUCAGUUUGGUGACCCAGAUGUUCACCGGCCAUUUGGGUGCCUUGGAACUUGCUGGUGCUUCCAUUGCCAAUGUUGGGAUUCAAGGUCUUGCUUAUGGGAUCAUGUUGGGCAUGGCUAGUGCUGUGCAGACUGUAUGUGGCCAGGCCUAUGGAGCAGGGAAGUAUGCUUCCAUGGGCAUAGUUUGCCAAAAAGCCAUAAUCUUGCAUCUUGGAGCAUCUGUCAUCCUAUCCUUUUUGUACUGGUACUCCGGCACUGUUCUCCGUGCAAUUGGUCAGUCAGAUAGCAUUGCAGCAGAAGGACAGAUUUUUGCACAUGGAUUGCUCCCGCAACUAUACGCAUUUGCAAUCUAUUGCCCUAUGCAGAGAUUCCUCCAAUCGCAGAACAUCGUAAACCCCUUAGCUUACAUAUCUGUUGGGAUCUUCCUUGUACAUAUACUUCUAACAUGGUUGGCUGUGGAUGUGGUGGGGUUUGGCCUUCUGGGAGCAGCUCUUACAUUGAGUUUGUCUUGGUGGCUACUUGUAAUUGUGACUGGGCUGUUUAUACUUUUGAGCCCAUCUUGCAAGGAAACUUGGACAGGGUUCUCAAUGAAGGCCUUUAGGGGGUUAUGGUCUUACUUAAAGUUGACAAUGGCAUCUGCUGUUAUGCUGUGCUUGGAGAUAUGGUUCAGCCAGGGACUUGUGCUUAUAUCAGGACUGCUCCCUAAUCCUACAAUCUCACUUGAUUCUAUUUCCAUUUGCAUGAACUACCUAAACUGGGACAUGAUGUUUAUGUUAGGCCUAAGUACAGGAGCCAGUGUUAGAGUUGGAAAUGAGCUAGGGGCUGGUAAACCAAAGGUUGCGAGAUUCUCGGUGAUUGUUGUUAAUGUUACAAGCAGCUUGAUCAGUAUUAUAUUAAGUGCAUUUGUAAUGAUAUGUCACACUGCACUAAGUGAGGCUUUCUCUAGUGAUGAUGCGGUUAUUACAGCAGUUUCAGAUUUGACUCCAUUGCUUGCGAUCUCAGUACUUUUAAACGGAAUUCAGCCCAUACUUUCAGGGGUGGCCAUUGGGAGUGGAUGGCAAGCUCUGGUUGCUUAUGUUAACCUAAGCACUUACUACAUCAUUGGUCUUCCUAUUGGAUGUGUUCUUGGCUUUAAAACAAGCCUAGGAGUCGCAGGAAUUUGGUGGGGAAUGAUAUUUGGAGUUUUUCUUCAGACAGUGACCCUCAUUAUCCUGACUGCCAGAACAAACUGGAGUAAAGAGGUUGAAAAAGCCGAGGAACGAUUAAAGAUAUCCGCUGAUGAAGAAAAACUUGACUUGGUGGACAUUGCAUGACCAUUCCCAAGAUUGACGACACCAUAUGCUUCUAUAGAGAGAGGAUUGGAAGAAUCAGGAGGUCCUAGUUUUGUUCUUUUUUAGGGCAAGGGGACUUUUGGAUUCAUUAUCUUUUUAUCUUUGGUCACAUACGGCAAUAUGUGAUGAAUGUGUGUCAGAUGAUGAGAGUUUAGAUUAUUGUGUUGCGAAAAAUGGGCCAAGACCCUUGUUAUACCA
Messenger RNA from Macadamia integrifolia, 1821 nucleotides. Its product is annotated as protein DETOXIFICATION 41-like. Lineage: Eukaryota; Viridiplantae; Streptophyta; Magnoliopsida; Proteales; Proteaceae. Gene Ontology annotation, biological process: xenobiotic detoxification by transmembrane export across the plasma membrane. The coding region runs from base 82 to 1605 and encodes 507 amino acids. Gene Ontology annotation, molecular function: xenobiotic transmembrane transporter activity; antiporter activity. The transcript is spliced from 8 exons. The record is from RefSeq and is a predicted model, not a curated record. Gene Ontology annotation, cellular component: vacuolar membrane.